GACAAGUGACACCUAACCUCAAACCUUUGUUAUUGUUAUGAAAAUUUGAAUCCCAGACGAGACAACCCCCUCAAUCACCAAAAAAAUGUCCUGCAUUAUCUGGGGCUGCUCCAACAACAACCCCAGCACUGCCGACCCCUCCGUUCACUACUACGUCUUCCCCAAGCACCCCCUCAUCGCCCAGCAAUGGAUCACCGCCUCUGGUUGGCCCCCUGAAGAAAUCGACAUCAACGUAGCCCGAAUCUGCUCAAUCCAUUUCAACGAAGACAGCUACACCACCGAGGUCAAAAUUAUCGAAUACAUGACUUGCUACACCAAAGUUUUAAAAUACGACGCCGUCCCCACUCUCUACUUACCCCUCACAACCCAAAUCGUCAUCAAAGACUCCGACCCCCACGAAGAACUCCGCGAAAUGAUCGUCUUCGCGUCGGAACCAGAUUCUGCCCCAGAGCCCAAAAAACCGCCCGUGGAACCCGUAAUUCCCGAGCAAGAUCUGGAAAAAUACAAACACGUCCAGACGAAGGAGCAACUGGAAGCUCUGGAAAACUGCAACAGGUCGAUUCGGCAGAACAUCUCCAAGCUGGAGGACAAUUUGAAGAGUCUGAAAGAAAGUCUGACGAAUCAAAUGGAGUACUAUAAAGCUAAAGACGUGGAGUUGUCGAAUCUCCAUCAGGAGUACUUGAGGUCGAAACGGGCGUAUUUGUCGCUGCAGGAGCAGAAGGCGCUGCUGUCGAAGGUGUUUUCGGAGUCGCAAAUCAAGAUUUUGUCGGGGAGGAAGAAGAUUUAUUGGAGUAAUGACGACAUGGCGGUGGGGUAUACAAUAAGGCAUUUGAGUAAUAAGAGGUGUUAUGUGUAUCUGACGAAGAAGCUGAAUAUUCCGCUGCCGGCGGUGUCGAGCAUCAAGAGGUGGAUGACGCUGAAGGGAGAGGGACGGAAAGGGGUGGACAACGCGAGUUUUAAGAAAGCGGAAGCGGAAGCGGAAGAUGAGGACAGCGACUGAAAUUGACUUUAUUUAUUUUAAUAAUUAUAAAAAUAUGUGUUAAGAUCUUCUAAUUUAA
This is a messenger RNA of Zophobas morio, 1058 nucleotides long. Its product is annotated as THAP domain-containing protein 1-like. The record is from RefSeq and is a predicted model, not a curated record. The transcript has 2 exons. Gene Ontology annotation, molecular function: sequence-specific DNA binding. NCBI's taxonomy places the organism in Eukaryota, Metazoa, Arthropoda, Insecta, Coleoptera, Tenebrionidae. Bases 86 to 1000 code for a protein of 304 amino acids.